Molecule: messenger RNA, 6287 nt
Organism: Cercocebus atys (sooty mangabey)
Lineage: Eukaryota; Metazoa; Chordata; Mammalia; Primates; Cercopithecidae
Gene: WNT10B
Product: wingless-type MMTV integration site family, member 10B
Exons: 10
Coding region: 4367-5536 (389 amino acids)
Biological process (GO): neuron differentiation; multicellular organism development; cell fate commitment
Cellular component (GO): extracellular region
Molecular function (GO): frizzled binding; cytokine activity
Source: RefSeq, a predicted model, not a curated record
UUUAUCAUUUCAGUUGCUAGGGGAUUAGUUUUGCCAAGCAAACACACCAUCUCUCCUCCAUCCCCCUCUGGAAGGGUGAGAGUGCAUAAGCACUUACUCUGUCCUCCAUAAAACUGGGCAGGCUGUGUGGGCACAGAACAAUAUAACCCCCAAAUCCUGCUUCUAAAUUGGAGGUGAAAGCCUGCUGCUGUGGGAGGGCUCCCUGGCUGCCCAAGGACAAACAUGUAGAAUGGGACUGGUAGGGCAGCUUGGGUGGCCAAGGCACACGCCUGUGUCCUGCUGUACCAGCAGUCCUAGGCUGCAGCACUGAGCUGGCGAGGAGAUACGGGUGUAGGGGUCACCCUUUUUGAGCUUAGGGAAGGCAGCUCUCCCUCAGAGUCGCACAAAAGCUUGGUGAAAGCCACCGCCUCCUCUCUCCACCGCAUGGGAGCUGGUUACUCAUCUCAUCUCUGCACCCGAACAGCCACUGCCGCUAAAAAUAGCCCCCCAGCCGUGGGCCAGCCCCUCCUGCACCCCAACCCCAUGGAAACCAGCAGAGUGGCAGGCAGAGACCUUGAGUUCCAUUCUCACGCACUCUAUGUUGGGGAAACUGAAAUCUGAGGCAGGAAGCCAGGGGCAGAACCCUGGUGGUCAGGCAACCUGACAAGCAGGAGAGUAAAGGGUUAAAACGGCAGGAAGGUUGAAGAAAUAGGGGCGGGGGAGGGGGCACUGUCAGCUUGGCAAGAAUCAUAAGUCCCUCCCCCGCCCACUCGUGCGAUCCCAUCAGGCUUGGGGGACAACAGCAGUGGGAAGGGGCGUCCAAUCCCGGGCCCCAGGGGGCGGCCGUGCACAUGGGGGAGGUAGCAGCGCGGAGCAGUCCGCGCGGUGUCACAUGCGCGCGCACACACAGAGACAGGCACACACACGUGUGCCCGGUCGCCGCGCCCCUUCUCGACAGCCCAUGGACUUCCAGGCCAGCCACUGGGCUCGCGGGUUCCAGAACCGCACGAUACCUUCUGACUGAGAAAUUUCCCCAGGCCUGAACCUAGAGUCUUAAGUCCCAGAAAUGACAGGAUUCUCUUCCAAGGCAGGGAAAUCACUCUUAGGAAUAAAUGUCAGCCUAGUAUAUCUGGCCCUUCCAAGGAUCCACCCCUGAGGGAAAAGGUGUAGUGGUCCAGCGUCCUCCAUAGAUCCAAAAGCCAGUAGUCUCUGCAGAGAGGACUCAGCAUAGAUGACUCAAGUAAAUGGACAAUGUCCCAUGGGGAGCCUGUCCUUUAUCCCUUAUGAGUUUCUUUCCACUGGGGCCUGGGUUACAGCUUUUGGCCUGGUGGAUUGAUAAAAUUCCAUGAGGGUGGGAGGCUGGCUGGAAGAUAUGGAAGCCCUGUCUUUGACCACUGGUGUCAAGCAGAGGUGGGAAGAGAGGAAAGGAGCCACUGUGCUUUGUUCCAACAUUCCACCCACCAGGAGUAGGGGAGAAGAGGGCUUGAAGUUGAAAAUCAGUAGCAAACCACCCCCCUGGAAUAGGGGUAGAGGUGAGAUGUUAGAGGGGAGAGGGGCUUUGCCUUGGCUUUGGGAUCUGGGAGGAAGCAGGGCACCAGGGUUGAGAGUUUGUGGGCAGAGGAGCCUACCCUCCUUUGAAGCACCCGCAGGCAGCACUGCCCCAUUGGACUAGGAAGGCAUAGCCCAUCCAUUAGGCCUGAGUAGAGAAGGGGGCAAAAAUUCUGUCUAAGGUAAUCCCAUGGAUUUGUUGGGGUCGACUGCUGAAAGUGGGGCCUUCCUCAGAGUCCAGUAUACAGUCGGCCCGCAGACCCUUUGGUGCCUCCAGGUGGUGGCCUACGGUGCUGCAGCAGAAGACGCAUUAGGCAGAGGGUGGGCAGCGCAGCUGAGCUCACCGCCACGGGCGCAUCCAUCCCUCCUGGGCCUAUAAUUUGGGUUCCCCAGGCCUGGCCGCCCCUAUCAGCGGCUCAGCAACAGAUGAGUCACCCGGGACCCCGGGCCAAGGCAAACAUGGGGGGAGGAGGAGGAGGAGGCUUCCGAGGCUUUAGCCACCGCCUCAGUUGCUCGACAUCCCCCAAUCUCCAGGGGCCCCCACUCUUUUCUUUGACCCCCGCCCUCCAGGGCCCCAGUGUUCUUCCCACAUUGCUCUUGUUACACCCUCCAUCCCUAGGAUAGGAAGGGCAGCCCUCCACUCUUCUCAUCGAGGGGAAGGGGAACCAGCUUGCUCCUAGAUCCUCCCUGCAGUGAUGAAAGCCCCCCACUUUCCCCCUCCUGUCAUUGGCCCCGACCCACGUCAAGGUCUCUCUGGUUCCCGUCCCUCCCCUUUCUUGGAGCUGGCCGCGUGCUUGGGGUAUUAGGCAAUGGGUGUGCACCCGCAACCCUCUCCAGGCCCCGCCUGUCCCACCGCCCUCUAGCCGCCUGCGGGUCAGUGCUCAGGCCAGCCGGUCGGGCUGAGGGCACUGCGGGCCAGCUCAGGCCACCCAGUCUGCCGGCCUGUGGCCUCUUGUCCCAGAGUUGGGCUUCAGUAGAGAGAAGGAGCAGGACUCUGGGUCCAUGGAUUUGGAACAGUCCUGCUUGGGGAGACCUAGGGUCACCAGGAAGUUGAAACCUAUUGUAGUAGUUCUGUCCCUUGCCCCUUCUUGGCACCUGACUGUAUGCUGGAGCUUGACAAGGGUAGAAUCAGAAGGCAAAAAAUAAUAAUAAUCCCAAACCUAAGGGGGACCCAGGAGACACAUGGAGAAAUACAAAUGUCCAUGAGGUCCCCAUGGAGAAGAAAGGCUUAGGCAACCUCAUUCCCCUCUUCCAAGGACCUGGCAGGAAUCCCAGGCUGACUACAAGAAAAAAAAUAAGGACACUGGUGGGGAUCACGAAUCCAGGUGUAAGGAUGAAAACUAUAAGAUGGGACUUGCAGAUUCUGGUGACCUCCAAAACCACACAUGGUUUGGCUCUUGUCCUCUAAAUGGGAAGGAGAGUCAGGAACUCUAGGGCUCCCUUUUCCCCAUCCCAAAGGUAGGGAAUCAGAGAAAAGCAGCCUGGUCCAGGAUGUCCAGUGUCAGAGACCAUGGCACUUUCACCUCCCCAGACUGCUCAUCAACCUGGCACAUAAAGGUGAUCUGUAAAUAUCCCAACAGAUGUAAGUUUGCUUGAUCUCCUGUCUCAGACUGCUGUGCCCGCUAUCCAACAGUGACCCCUGCAGCACGGGCAGGACCUCCAGCAGCACAGACUGGAGGCUGGCUGCCCAGCAGAGCUGCAAUGCCACCACCAAGAAAGAGGUGACUGUGGUUGUGGGUAUCAUCCCUGUGCCUCUGCUUGCUGGGGGCAGUCUGAGUCAAUGUGCUUGGGGCGCGUGGGGCCAGCCGUGCCUUGGGCUGCGGUCUGGCGGGGCGGGGGGCGGCUGGAAAGCCUGGGGCCCCUCUCUGGCAAAAAUAGCCCGCAGUGGUUAGAGCUUCGAGGGUGAGUCAGGCGGGAGCACGGUGGCGCCUAACCCCUUCGCUGCCACUGGAUCUUCCUAAGGCGGUUUGCCUUUGCCUAUGCACCCCAAGACCAGGCUCUUUCCCGGCUGCCCUUAGGCUUGGCUCAAUUUUGGAUCCCAAGGCCCUCCUCAUCCCACAAGAAGCAAGUCUACAGCUUGGAGCAGGAAUCCAGGCCACCCAAUGUGCAGACCGGGGGAAUCCCGAGAAGGGUAGGAUACCUCUGCUGGCAAGCAUCCCUGCCAGGCAAGGAAGCAUCGCGGCAGGCUGAUGAUCUUUGGUGCUACCUGAACCUCUGCUAGGGCCAAACUCUGAGGCCAAAGCUGACCCCUCCAAAGGGGCAGGCGCAGGGCUUGGAGGUGGGUGGGAACCAAGCUGCCCAGACCUGUGCUUCUCCUGCCCGCUCUGAGUACCCUAGGUGCGCUCAGGCUGUGGGUGCCACAUGUGACUGUCCCACACCGAGAAGCCCAAAGACUGUCCGGCUCCAUCCUCAUCUUGUCAAAGGCACUUUCCAGCCACCCUGAUCUUGGUGGAGAAACUGACUCAAAGAGAAGUGAUGAAAGAUGUGGCCACUUUGGUCCCGUUCUGGCUCCCUAGGAAGGUUACUACACCCUCCCUGCAGCCUUGGCGACCCCAGAGCAGUCCUUUGCUCGCAGGCUUGCUAGCUCUCUGGAUCACUCCCUCCCUUCCUCCCUCCCUUCCUCCCCGCGGCUGUGGCGGCGCUGGGGAAGCGGUGAAGAGGAGUGGCCCAGCCCUGGAAGAAUGCGGCUCUGACAAGGGGACAGAACCCAACGCAGUCUCCCCACGGUUUAAGCAGCACUAGUGAAGCCCAGGCAACUCAACCGUGCCCGUCCCGGACCCCGCACCCAAACCACUGGAGGUCCUGAUCGAUCUGCCCACCGGAGCCUCCGGGCUUCGACAUGCUGGAGGAGCCCCGGCCGCGGCCUCCGCCCUCGGGCCUCGCGGGUCUCCUGUUCCUGGCGUUGUGCAGUCGGGCUCUAAGCAAUGAGAUUCUGGGCCUGAAGUUGCCUGGCGAGCCGCCGCUGACCGCCAACACCGUGUGCUUGACGCUGUCCGGCCUGAGCAAGCGGCAGCUAGGCCUGUGCCUGCGCAACCCCGACGUGACGGCGUCGGCGCUUCAGGGUCUGCACAUCGCGGUCCACGAGUGUCAGCACCAGCUGCGCGACCAGCGCUGGAACUGCUCAGCGCUCGAGGGCGGUGGCCGCCUGCCGCACCACAGCGCCAUCCUCAAGCGCGGUUUCCGAGAAAGUGCUUUUUCCUUCUCCAUGCUGGCUGCUGGGGUCAUGCACGCAGUAGCCACUGCCUGCAGCCUGGGCAAGCUGGUGAGCUGUGGCUGUGGCUGGAAGGGCAGUGGUGAGCAGGAUCGGCUGAGGGCCAAACUGCUGCAGCUGCAGGCACUGUCCCGAGGCAAGAGUUUCCCCCACUCUCUGCCCAGCCCUGGCCCUGGCUCAGGCUCCAGCCCUGGCCCCCAGGACACAUGGGAAUGGGGUGGCUGUAACCAUGACAUGGACUUUGGAGAGAAGUUCUCUCGGGAUUUCUUGGAUUCCAGGGAAGCUCCCCGGGACAUCCAGGCACGAAUGCGAAUCCACAACAACAGGGUAGGGCGCCAGGUGGUAACUGAAAACCUGAAGCGGAAAUGCAAGUGUCAUGGCACGUCAGGCAGCUGCCAGUUCAAGACAUGCUGGAGGGCGGCCCCAGAGUUCCGGGCAGUGGGGGCGGCGUUGAGGGAGCGGCUGGGCCGGGCCAUCUUCAUCGAUACCCACAACCGCAAUUCUGGAGCCUUCCAGCCCCGUCUGCGUCCCCGUCGCCUCUCAGGAGAGCUGGUCUACUUUGAGAAGUCUCCUGACUUCUGUGAGCGAGACCCCACUAUGGGCUCCCCAGGGACAAGGGGCCGGGCCUGCAACAAGACCAGCCACCUGUUGGAUGGCUGUGGCAGCCUGUGCUGUGGCCGUGGGCACAACGUGCUCCGGCAGACACGAGUUGAGCGCUGCCAUUGCCGCUUCCACUGGUGCUGCUAUGUGCUGUGUGAUGAGUGCAAGGUUACACAGUGGGUCAAUGUGUGUAAGUGAGGGUCAGCCUCACCUUGCGGCUGGGGAAGAGGACUGUGUGAGAGGGGCACCUUUUCAGCCCUUUGCCCUGAUUUCCUUCCAAGGUCAAUCUUGGUCCCUGGAAGCUUAAAUAUCUACCUGGAAACAGCUUUAGGGGUGGUGGGGGUCAGGUGGACUCUGGGAUGUGUAGCCUUCUCCCCAACAAUUGGAGGGUCUUGAGGGGAAGCUGCCACCCCUCUUCUGCUCCUUAGACACCUGAAUGGUCUAAGAUGAAAUGCACUGUAUUGCUCCUCCCACUUCUCAACUUCAGAGCCCCUUUAACCCUGAUUCAUACUCCUUUUGGCUGGGGACUCCCUAUAGUUUCACCACUCCUCUCCCUUGGAUAACCCCAGGCACUGUUUGGAGCCAUAAGAUCUGUAUCUAGAAAGAGAUCACCCAUUCAUGUGUACUAUCCCCAAACUCUACUGCAGCCUGGGCUCCCUCUUGUGGGAUAAUGGGAGACAGUGGUAGAGAGGUUUUUCUUGGGAAGGGGACAGAGUGCUGAGGGGCACUCUCCCCUGAAUCCUCAGAGUUGUCUGUCCAGGCCCUUAGGGAAGUUGUCUCCUUCCAUUCAGAUGUUAAUGGGGACCCUCCAAAGGAAGGGGUUUUCCCAUGACUCUUGGAGCCUCUUUUUCCUUCUUCAGCAGGAAGGGUGGGAAUGGAUAAUUUAUUAUACUGAGACUUGUUCUUGGUUCCUGUUUGAAACGAAAAUAAAUUAAGUUACCGGACUGGA